Molecule: messenger RNA, 2916 nt
Organism: Aplosporella prunicola CBS 121167
Lineage: Eukaryota; Fungi; Ascomycota; Dothideomycetes; Botryosphaeriales; Aplosporellaceae
Exons: 1
Coding region: 1-2916 (971 amino acids)
Biological process (GO): secondary metabolite biosynthetic process; amino acid activation for nonribosomal peptide biosynthetic process
Cellular component (GO): cytoplasm
Molecular function (GO): catalytic activity; phosphopantetheine binding
Source: RefSeq, a predicted model, not a curated record
AUGGCGCCACACGCGCUGAUGUCACGAGAUGAGGUCGACGAAACAAUCUUGGCAGAAGUCGCAGAGGCAUGCAAGUUGCCUACAGCCCAGAUUGAGGACGUCUACGCUUGUACUCCUCAACAACUUGACCAAAUUGCGGAGACACGAUCUGAAAUGUUCCAAAUCGUCCUGUCUUUCAGCCUCGCGGCUGAUAUUGAUCGGUGGUGUGAGGCUGUGCGGCAAGUGGUCUCGUUGAAUUCCGUCCUGCGUACUCGGAUUGUCCACUGUCGUCUUGGAAUCGUGCAGGUCGUCACGAGUGAAGAGCAUGUUACUGAGCGCCGUUCUGGAGACGUCGAAGAGUAUCUACGCAAUGAAGAACGCCUAGGCUUUGGAGUGCCUCUUUUCCGCUCCGUCUUUAUUGGCAGGACUUUCGUGGCGACCAUGCAUCACGCUGUUAUGGAUUACUGGUCUCUGAUCACCUUCCUUAGCGAGGAUGUAGCGGGCUUCUAUCUCGGACACCCGCCAAAGAAACACCCACCGUUCAAGGAUUUUGUGACGCACUGUAUGAGUAUUGAUGAGCCUGCGGCGAAGUCUUUCUGGGCGUCUCGAUUCAAGGGUGCCCCGGCUAUCUUUCCGAGAGUAGAUCCGGACUUUCCUACAAAUCCAAGCAGAGAAGACAAGAGGAAGAUAACCUUGAAGCGUAUCGGAAAUGGGCCUUCACCUAGCCAUAUACCGUGGUUCGCCGAAGCAGCGUGGGCUUUGACUGCCGCCACAUAUGCGGACAGCGAAAGUGUUGCCUAUGGCCUUGUUCUAUCUGGCCGUUCAUCAUCUCCCAGCGGCGUCGAGACGACCUUGGGGCCUACAGUAGUCGAAGUUCCGGUGCAGGUCAAUCUGCAGCGCAAAAUGACCGUUGAACGCCUCAUCAAGGACAGAGCCACGUCGCUGCGACAACUCACGACGAACUCUGACUUUUUGCAGUACGGCACGCCGAGGAUCAGUGCAGUCAGCGAGGCGGCGCAGACUGCUUCACGAUUUCAAAGCUUGUUCAACAUUAUUCCCCCGCAGCCGAUAAGUCUACCAACAACUGAGGAAGAGUCGCAAUCGGUGCGGCUCGAACGCGUGAACUAUCAAGCUCGAGGUUCCUUCAGUCUCAUGCCAAUAUGCAGAAUCUUGGAUGGCGAGGUUUCGCUUGAGACCAAAUACGACCCGGCGGUUAUUUGCGAUCGUCAGCUCCAUCGAAUUUUGAACCAAUUUGAACACACACUACAGUCACUGAUUGAGGCUCCUCUUCCAACGAAGCUUGAGAAGCUGCAUCUAUUGAACUCACACGACCGUUCGGAGAUCCUCUCGUGGAACGCGAGCGUGCCUGAGAUUACGGAAAAGUGCGUACAUGAGAUUUUCAGCGCUCAAGCUCGUGCGCAGCCCGAAGCUGUCGCCGUUGAGGCAAGUGAUGGAAGCGCAAGCUAUGCCGAAAUGGACCAAAUGUCAGACCGUCUCGCUCACGAGCUGCGACGUAUGGGCGUGUCUCCUGGAAAGAUAGUUGCCUUUAUCUUCGAAAAGUCGCUCUGGACCAUCGUCGCCAUACUUGGUACCCUGAAGGCUGGCGGAGUAUGUGUUCCCAUCGACAAAGAUGCCUCGUACGAUCGCAAAGCAGCCACUUUUUCGAAAGUAAAUACCAAGGCUGUCUUGACUUCGUCUGCACAGUAUGCCAUCUCGGUUGGACUCGCUCCCAACGUUUUCGCCGUCAAUUUAGAGUCGAUUUCUAAGCUUCCUGACGCUGCUGGCCUGCUUGAUGACAGGCCAAUUUCCCCGGAAGAUCUUGCCUACAUCUCCUUCACCAGUGGCAGUACAGGAUCACCUAAGAGCGUCAUGCUCGAGCACCGCUCCUUGGUCUCGAAACUAGUCUCACUCGCGCAACGGCUUGACUGGAAACCCGACUGCCGGAUGCUCCAAUUGGGUGCUCAUGUAUCGAACAGUAGCAUAUACGAGAUUUUUGGGGCCCUCUUGUUUGGUGGCUGUCUUUGCAUACCUUUGGAGGAGGUCCAGCCGUCAAAUCUUCCCGACUUUAUCAAGUCUGCAAGAGUGAACUGGGCUUUGCUACCUCCCAGCGUACUUCGCACCAUGACGCCCAGUGAAGUGCCUGGGUUAAAGUCUCUUCUUUCCAUUGGCGAACAGGUCGAAGCCGAGGCCUCCGAGACUUGGGGCGAAGCCCUUCGCUUUUUCAACGGCUGGGGGGCAUGUGAAGCCUCAAUCGUAAACACUGUCGCUGAUCUGACACCACGUAUUCCCUAUCCUGACAGCAUUGGUACGCCAGUCGGCUGCGCUGUCUGGAUAGUGAACCCGCGUAAUGUUCACGAGCUUGUUCCCAUUGGUAGCGUAGGGGAACUUCUAAUUGAGGGCCCUGGAGUGGCAAAGGGCUACCUGGAUGAUCAUGCGAAAACAGCGGCCUCCUUCGUACCACCUCCGGUAUGGUCGUCUUCCUGUCCAAGAGAUUGCACAGGGUUCUAUCGCUCGGGAGACCUCGCUAGGUAUAAUCCUGACGGUAGCAUUUCUUUCAUCGGCAGGCUGGACAACCGGGUCAAGAUAAGCGGCCAGACAGUUCAGCUCGAGGAGGUCGAGAGCGCAAUUGCCAGCUGCAGCGAAGUAAAGGAUGUAGUCGCCUUGACGAAAAUUGCUGCUGGCCGUACACAACUCGUUGCUAUAGUCUGCUUGGCGGAUCCUCAGUUGCCGAGAAGAGUGGUGUUGCAGGAACUGUCUGGUGCCUACGAAAAGGUCGCAAACGAACGUCUGGAUGCGGUCCGAACAUAUGCUAGGUCCAAGCUAUCCGUUGACAAAACCCCUACACUGUGGGUGGCUGUUGAACAACUUCCUCGAACGACAUCACAGAAGCUGGAUCGAGCCGCUGUUCGCGAGUGGUUGAAAACAUUACGCCGUUAA